Aplysia californica (California sea hare) is the source of this 1539-nucleotide messenger RNA. Its product is annotated as metabotropic glutamate receptor-like. The transcript is spliced from 3 exons. Gene Ontology annotation, cellular component: membrane. The record is from RefSeq and is a predicted model, not a curated record. Lineage: Eukaryota; Metazoa; Mollusca; Gastropoda; Aplysiida; Aplysiidae. Gene Ontology annotation, molecular function: group II metabotropic glutamate receptor activity. Gene Ontology annotation, biological process: G protein-coupled glutamate receptor signaling pathway; regulation of synaptic transmission, glutamatergic. The coding region runs from base 1 to 1539 and encodes 512 amino acids.
AUGCCGCCCCCCACCCUCCCCUCAGGGUACACUGGCCGUGUCCGCUUUGACGAGAACGGGAAUAUGCUGAGCCGGUACGUCAUCAAACAGAUCUACCCAGGCCGGCCGCUGCAGCAGGCCAGCGUCGCCCUCAUCGACACCAGCGCCGAGCACCACAUCACCAGGCUCCAUGACGUCACCUGGGAUUACGUCAUGCCCGUGGACCUGGGGUUCAAACCUGAAGAUGUGCUACCCGCCCCGACCAUCCCGCCGGGUUCGAACUCCAGCCCCCCUGUGUCUGUGUGUAGUAGGCUGUGUGGGGUGGGGGAGUACAGCAUCAAAAAGGAGCAGCUGUGCUGUUGGGAGUGCAGAAAGUGCAGAGACAACGAACGAACCGUCACCAACAAUACCGCCUGUGAAAUCUGCCCCACGUUCUACUGGCCAAAUCCGCACACCAAUCUGACCACAUGCGAGCUCAUACCUCCAGAUUUUCCAAGCAAGUCCAGCGCCAUCGUCAUUUUAGAAAUCAGCCUCAGUGUGGCGGGGAUCGCAUCGUCCAUCCUCGUCUUCGCGGCUUACGUCUACUUCAGAGACGAACGAAUCAUCAAAGCCGCCAGCAGGGAGCUAAGCUUCCUCCAACUGGUCGCCAUUUUGUUGGGCUACAUUACGAUGCUGGUUUACGCAGCACCCCCCACACACGAGCGCUGUGCCACAGCGUUCUUUCUCUUCUGCCUCACGUUCAAUUGGAUUUACGCCCCCUUGCUGGUGAAGGCCGUCCGGAUCUAUCGGAUCUUCCACUCGGCCGCUAAGGGAGCCAGGCAGCUGAAGGUGGUCAGUCCUGUGUCCCAGGUGGUUCUGUCGUCUACCAUCGUGUUGGGUCAGGUCCUGAUCUGUGUGAUAGUGACCAUCCUUGACCACCCGAGCGCCCGACUCACCCAGCUGGUCAGAACUGACCGGUACGUGGAGCUCAGCUGUGACAUGACCCUUUCGGGUAUGACGUCAUUUCUCUGCUACAACCUCACCCUGGUCCUCCUGUGCUCCGUGCUGGCGUUCAAGACGAGGAAACUCCCGGAUAACUUCAACGAGUCUCGGUUCAUCUCCAUGUGCGUGUCUACCACACUCGUCAUCUGGCUGGCGUUUAUCCCGACGUACCUGACGUCCAGCAGACAGUAUCUGAAGACGUUGCUUCUGUCCUUAGCCUUACUGCUCAACCACUCAGUGGCUCUGGUGUUUCUGUUCGUGACCAAAAUCUACGCCGUGUUGUAUCGACAGACGCCGAUCCCAGGCUUUUCCGCCGGGGGCUCGGACCAAGGGUUGGGUACGGGGCUGGAGGGGAGUGUGGGCGGUUGUGGGGCGGGGGCUCAGCUCACGACCACAACUACGUCAUCGAGUGGCCACAACAGCCACCACUUGCUCAGCCGAUUCAGAACCUCGGCGUCCGUGGCCAAGUCGUCUGCGUCUUUGACGGGUGGUGUUAUGGGUCAGAAGACUGGGACCCCCGCCGCACCGCCUCCGGCUGUGGCCUGCUUCAACAACAGGGUGAACCCACUGCCCACGUGA